Molecule: messenger RNA, 873 nt
Organism: Penicillium mononematosum
Lineage: Eukaryota; Fungi; Ascomycota; Eurotiomycetes; Eurotiales; Aspergillaceae
Exons: 2
Coding region: 1-873 (290 amino acids)
Biological process (GO): intracellular signal transduction; protein phosphorylation
Molecular function (GO): protein serine/threonine kinase activity; ATP binding
Source: RefSeq, a predicted model, not a curated record
AUGGCUACCCUUGUCGGCUCCCGAGUCCAUGAAUCUCGAAUUACUGAGGAAUCUCAUGGUAUAACUACCUUGGAACAUCGCCCAGUCAUUGAACAAGCGAGCAAUCAGAAGCUUCUUACGAUUAGUGUAUUUGCUGAGGUUUACCUGGUUGACGGUAAAACCAUCAGAAAAGCAUCCCGCAGUCACAGCGAAGAUGAUAUGGAAUCCAUCAUACGCGAGGCGACUAUCUACAAAAUGAUGGACGAUCACCCUCGUAUUGCUCAGUGCACUUCUCAGGGAAGGACCGAUUUUGUUGACAUCAAGUACUAUCCGAAAGGCGAUCUCUCUGACUUUUGUCAGAAGAAUGAGGUUUCUGCUGAGCUUCAAUCAAAAUGGUUCCGGCAACUUAUUGAGGCUGUGGAAGUUAUUCAUCGUUAUGGAGUGAUUCACUCAGACCUUGCCUUGCGCCAGUACUUCGUCGAUGAUGAAUUAAAAAUACGCCUAGGUGAUUUUAACUCAUCCCAGUACCCCGAGCACCCUGCCCUUGGGUAUGAGAAGGCAACCCAUUGUUUGCCAAGGGACUAUGCACAACCGAAUACAGUACUAUCCGAUCUUUUUGCUCUGGGUUCUACUUUGUUUGAACUUGUUACUGGGAAGGCCCCGUAUGCCGAACUCUAUCCUGUUGAGUUCCGGGACAUUGCUCCAUCUGAUAUCCAAAUCCUUACGCGAGCGCAGCAGCGACGUGCUGCAGAUGCUGAAGUCGAAACCCGAUUUCGGAAUUUGCAAUUUCCUGAUGUGUCUCAUGUCUUUCAGGGUGAUAUUACUCUGGGUUGUUGGAGCGGGAGAUUUUCUUCAGCAGAGGAGGUACUCCGCGAAGACAGAACUUCUGCAUAA